Ochotona curzoniae (black-lipped pika) is the source of this 2373-nucleotide messenger RNA. It is a transcript of the gene REPS2, whose product is annotated as RALBP1 associated Eps domain containing 2. Bases 1 to 1956 code for a protein of 651 amino acids. The record is from RefSeq and is a predicted model, not a curated record. The transcript is spliced from 18 exons. Gene Ontology annotation, molecular function: calcium ion binding; protein binding. Gene Ontology annotation, biological process: endosomal transport; endocytosis. Gene Ontology annotation, cellular component: cytoplasm; plasma membrane. NCBI's taxonomy places the organism in Eukaryota, Metazoa, Chordata, Mammalia, Lagomorpha, Ochotonidae.
AUGGAGGCAGCCGCAGGCGGAGGCUGCGGCUCUGGGCCGCCGCUGCCGCUGCUGCUGAGCGAGAGCGAGCAGCAGUGCUACUCGGAGCUCUUCGCACGCUGUGCGGGCGCUGCGACCGGGGGCCCCGGGACCGGGCCCCCCGAGGCCGCCAGGGUCGUUCCAGGAGCCGCCACUGCGGCUGCUGGUCCCGUGGCUGACCUGUUCAGGGCGUCGCAGCUGCCCGCUGAGACGCUGCACCAGAUCACAGAACUGUGUGGUGCAAAGCGGGUUGGUUAUUUUGGUCCAACACAAUUUUAUGUUGCUCUGAAAUUAAUUGCUGCGGCACAGUCUGGUCUCCCUGUGCGGAUGGAGAGUAUUAAAUGUGAAUUGCCUCUGCCUCGCUUUAUGAUGUCAAAGAAUGAUGGUGACAUACGAUUUGGGAACCCAGCUGAGCUGCAUGGAGCUAAGAUUCAAAUUCCAUACUUAACUGUGGAAAAAAAUUCUGUCAAAAGAAUGGAUGAUGAGGAGAAGCAGCAGGACACACAGUCUCCCACAAUGUCACCGCUCACCUCCCCUCCUUCUUCGCCGCCUCAUUACCAGCGGGUGCCCUUGAGCCAUGGCUACAGCAAACUGCGGAGCAGUGGGGAGCAGAUGCACGCAGCUCCAUAUGAAGCAAGACAGCCGCCGCUUGUGCAGCCAGAGGGCGCCUCGUCCGGGGGCCCAGGCACCAAGCCUCUGCGGCACCAGGCCUCUCUUAGCCGGUCCUUUUCAGUGGAGAGAGAGCUGCAGGAUCGCAGCAGUAAUUACCCCGAGGAGCCCUGGCGGAUAACGGACGAGCAGCGGGAGUACUACGUCAACCAGUUCCGCUCCCUGCAGCCUGACCCCACUUCCUUCAUCUCAGGUUCUGUGGCCAAAAACUUCUUCACGAAAUCAAAGCUUUCCAUUCCAGAACUCUCCUAUAUAUGGGAGCUUAGUGAUGCUGACUGUGAUGGUGCUCUGACCCUGCCCGAGUUCUGUGCUGCGUUUCAUCUCAUUGUGGCCCGGAAGAACGGCUACCCACUGCCUGAGGGCCUGCCUCCGACUCUGCAACCAGAGUACCUGCAAGCAGCUUUUCCUAAGCCUAAAUGGGAGUGCACAUUAUUUGAUUCUUAUUCUGAGUCAAUGCCAGCAAACCAACAGCCUCGUGACUUGAAUCGAAUGGAGAAGACAUCUGUUAAAGAAAUGGCUGACUUUCCCAUUCCUACUCAAGAUGUGACUGGUGAUGACAAACAAGCUUUGAAAAGUACUGUCAAUGAAGCUUUACCAAAAGACGCGUCUGAGGAUUCAGCAACUCCUAAGGAUUCCAACGGUCUCAAAGCAAGACCAAGAUCCAGAUCUUACUCUAGCACCUCCAUAGAAGAGGCCAUGAAACGGGGUGAGGACCCCCCCACCCCGCCACCGCGACCACAGAAAACUCAUUCCAGAGCCUCCUCCUUGGAUCUGAAUAAAGUCUUCCAACCCAGUGUGCCAGCCACUAAAUCAGGACUGUUACCCCCACCACCUGCACUCCCCCCGAGACCUUGUCCUUCACAGGCUGAGCAAGUAUCUGAGGCCGAGUUACUCCCACAGUUGAGCAGAGUUCCUUCACAGGCUGGAGAAAGUAGUCCAGCAAAGAAGGAUGCACCAUAUUCUCAGCCCCCUUCAAAGCCCAUUCGUAGGAAAUUCAGACCUGAGAACCAAGCUACAGAAAACCCAGAGCCUUCUGCCACUGUAGGUGGGCCAGCUUCAACAGCAACGGUGAAGCCUCAUCCGAUGGUCCAAAAACAGUCUUCCAAACAGAAGAAGGCCAUUCAGACUGCCAUCCGCAAAAAUAAAGAGGCCAAUGCAGUGCUGGCCCGUCUGAACAGUGAACUCCAACAGCAGCUCAAGGAAGUUCAUCAAGAACGGAUUGCGUUGGAAAAUCAAUUGGAGCAGCUUCGUCCAGUCACUGUGUUGUGACCUCCUAAGGUUCCGGUGACAGUGGGUGACCUUAUCUGCCAAGAUGUUUUCUUCAACGCUUUGAGCCUAACUACUUGUUAUAGAUGUCUGACUAUGUCAAAGCUGUGAGCAGCAGAAUAUGCUCUGUAUGACCUUUUCUGAUGCACUUCACUUGUACAUUUCAAUGUGGUAGAAAAAAUGCUUCAACUGAUUAUCACACUUGAAAUUAUAAUGAUGAUCAGUGAAAUUUAUCCCCAUUUCGAAGUACUUUCUCAAGGUAUUAGAUGCUGCUCCCUACCUUAAAUCACUCCUUUAGCAAAUACAAAUAAUUUAGAGCAUUAUUUAUUUAAAGAAUUUAUGAUUUGUACAAAAUCUUUAACCAAGUACCUUCAGGAUGCUUGUUUUAUUUUUGUAUGUAUACUACAUACAAGCAGUUGG